Papaver somniferum (opium poppy) is the source of this 1510-nucleotide messenger RNA. RefSeq lists its product as uncharacterized. Gene Ontology annotation, biological process: regulation of circadian rhythm; response to cold. Bases 210 to 983 code for a protein of 257 amino acids. The record is from RefSeq and is a predicted model, not a curated record. The transcript has 5 exons. Lineage: Eukaryota; Viridiplantae; Streptophyta; Magnoliopsida; Ranunculales; Papaveraceae.
UAUCUAUCAUCUCAUCUGGAAUAAAAAGCGAAAUUAAAAAACAGAAAAAAUUUGAUCCAUGAAUUCAUUUUCUCUUUCUCUCUCUCUAGAAAUGGCGAAAUAUCUUUGACAGUAGAUGUUAUCAGCCUUACGAGGUAAAAAUAGACGAUUUUUCUUCUUCUUUUGGUCUCUAACUGUUUUCUCAGAUCAAGUAAGAGCAUAGCUUCGUGAUGGCGGAAUUUACUGGGAGGAAUUCCAAGGAUUUGGCUCAGAAUGACGAGAUCUUGAGGCCGGAGAUUAAGAUGUCAGAACCUUCGGUAACAGAAUGGACUGAUGAGAAGCACAGAUUGUAUCUCAGUUCCAUGGAAGCUUCUUUUGUCAAACAGUUAUAUAAUCUUGGUUCCCGUUCCACUGAUUUGCUUGGCGGGAGAGAAAUAAAUAAACUGGAUUUGAACUCUUCAAAAAGAUCAAAUGCGAUUAGUUCCUCCGGCCAGUUCAAGGUUCUUCGAGUUGGAAGCUGGCAAAAAAUUAAUUUUGAAAGAGCCCAACCUCAGUUGGAAAUUGCAGAUGAAACUCAUGCUUUUCCAAAUAAUCAAUGGAUCCAGCAUUUCAGGUCUGGGGAUAAGCAACGGGAAGUUUCAUCAGCCAGCUUGAAAGACGGUUGUGCACCUUCUAGUCAUGCAACCUACUUGAGAGAGCAGAAGAUGGUGUCAUGUGGAGUGACAACAAUUCACUUCUCUGCUGGACACAAACGCCUCUAUCAUCAAGAUUCAAUUGAGAGCAAUACAGAGGUGUCGGACCAAAACUUUGAUGAUGAAGACUACAAAAAGGCUCCUAUAAGCAUCAAGUGCAAAGCCAAAAGGAAAAAAACUGCGGUUACCAGUAAUUCAGCCAAAGAUCAGGUUGUUCCAUCCGGUAAAUCUCUUAUAACAAAUGAUCCUGAUGAGAAAUGCAGUUUUGUGGAGACCCAAGCAGCAGACAUCCUUUCGCUUGGAAAGUCAUGACAAUGAUACUGUUAUUUAGAGUGUUGAUAGAUUUGAAAGAUGUAAAGGAUAAAAGACAGAAGUUGUAGAGCUGCUUGGUUCAAGAGGAGGCAGACACUGGAGAGAGAGGGAGGUGGUGCAGAUUGUAAGGUCUGAAAGAGUAGAUUAGUCACAAAAACUGUUUUGCUAAGAGAUUUCUUGCAACAACUGGUGCAACAUUAGAGGAUACACAUGCUUCUUUUUAGUUUGUUUAGAGUAUGUAAGUUGCCUUACUAAUUGUCUUACUGAAUAUUUAUGUAUAAUAUACUAGACAACAAUUCACAUGGAUAGCUGGGUAGGAGCAAGAGUUGAGAAAAAGAAGUCUUACACAAGUAGUGAAAUAGUGAAAUUUUUCUCUCGCGAGGUUGGGAUGCGUAGUAGUUCUGAUUUCUGAUGGAUGGGUUGACUCGUGAAUCAAUGUUCAAGUUAGGCUCAUCUAUAUGAAGAAGUCGGACCUAAUUUUACUUCCAUUUCUUUUAUUUUACUUAAAUAUAUUUGUUUCUAAGAUG